AUGGCACUGACAUUGAUCCUUCUCAUACUGGCUUGCAUCCUCGAACCCCUGCUAUCGUAUAUCAUCGACCCCAAGUCCCUCUGCAAACACCACCCCAUCAUUCUAAUCAAACCCCCCCAAGCACUCGCAAUCGUCCGCCAGGAAGUCGCCGGUGCAAUGGCAGACAACGAGCCCAUCGCAAGAUACGACAGCGUCAAGAACCUCCCAUACCUAAAAGCCUGCCUCGAGGAAUCCUUCCGCCUCUCGCCCCCUCUCGCCCGGGGCCCCGAACACCGCACCCCACCAGAGGGAAUGAAGAUCAUGGACGAGGACAUUGCCAGGGACGUCGUCGCCUAG
This is a messenger RNA of Aspergillus versicolor CBS 583.65, 336 nucleotides long. RefSeq lists its product as uncharacterized. The coding region runs from base 1 to 336 and encodes 111 amino acids. The transcript has a single exon. The record is from RefSeq and is a predicted model, not a curated record. Gene Ontology annotation, molecular function: heme binding; oxidoreductase activity, acting on paired donors, with incorporation or reduction of molecular oxygen; iron ion binding. NCBI's taxonomy places the organism in Eukaryota, Fungi, Ascomycota, Eurotiomycetes, Eurotiales, Aspergillaceae.